UCAUGGUAUUCAGAGCCACAAUGGCUCACGCCACCUCGAUUCGAUCCUAACUAGCACGGCCCUAUGCUGUCCCUCCUUGUCUUCGAAGUCUAGCCCUUCCUUAGGCUACUUCCCGCGCCCCCCGUGCGCCCUUUCUCGCCGCGCUAUUCCGUCGCGCCCGCUCUUCCUCCCGUCGCGCGCCUUUUUGCCGCGCCCGCUCUCCCUUCCGCCCUGCGCUCCGCGCACCUAUCCUUCUCCUCCUCCUUUCCCUUUUCCUCCUCCUUUCUCUUUUCCUCCUCCUUUCCCUUUUCCUCCUCCUUUCCCUUUUCCUCCUCCUUUCCCUUUUCCUCCUCCUCCCCCCCCCCCCCCCCCCCCCCCUUCCUUCCCCUCCUCCUCAAUGGCGUCCGAUUCCUCCGUGGACUUUACCUCCGUCGACGCUCUUGAGCUGCUGCCCGACAACACCGCGGUCAAUUGGCAUUCCUAUGCCCAAACCGUCACGGUGCUUCUCUCCUCGGUGACGGUCAACGGCUACAACCUGAAAGCCGUUGUCCAUCUCGAGGAGCGCGGUCUUCAGCCUGCCCAGCCGGAUGCACCCGCGGGCCCUGCACCUCCUCCUCCUGGCAAUCCUCCCGUCAGCCCCGGCGAUCCUCCAACCUUCGCCCCUGACGUCAACGACCCUCAGAGCUCCGAGACCGCCAUCCGCACCUACCGUGCCGGCCUCACCGACCACGUCCGCCAGCAGCUGCUCUUCGAGGCUUCCCGCGCCGAGCAUGACGCCGCCACUGCCGCCUACAACACGUAUCAGGCGGCGCUCGCGGAGUACGUCAGUCGCGAGCGCGCAUACAUCACCGACCUCGCUGCCUGGCGUGUCGCUGACCGGCGCGCGCUCACCAUCCUCCUCGCCACCAUUCCUCCCACCCUCAAGCGCGAGCUUGCUCCCACCUCCUCCUCCCACCUCUGGCGGCUCCUCACCGAUCUCUAUGAUCGGCAGGACGUCGCCACCCUCUACUCCCUCAUCAAGGAGUUCCAGAGCCUCACCAUGGACUCUACCACCGGCGCAGCUGCCUUCACGCGUCGCGUCCUCGACCUCGCUCGACGCCUGGCGGCUCUUGGCGUACCGUACCCGGACCCUGUGCUCUGCUGCCACCUCCUUGAAGGCUUGACUUCUGCCUUCGACACCCAUAAGAUCGCCUACAUGCAGCUGAUCGACAAGCGCAUCACCCCGGCUGAAGUCGCCCAGUGGAUUAUCACCACCGAGGCCGACCUCCUGCGCCAUUCCUCCUCCACUGCCGCUGUUGCUCAGCAGCGCAACACCAGGGGAGGGCGUGGGGGAGGGCGUGGCGCUGGUCGUGGUGGUGGCGCGGGUCGUGGUACCAAUGGCGCAGGACGUGGUGCAGCAGUCGCCUUUCCUCCUUGCCAGUAUCUUCCUCGCUAUGGCCCUACGCGGGGUCAGCGCUGCGGCCAGACCACUCAUGCCACUGAUUCUUGCUUCAAAGCGCUCAGUGAUGAGUGGUUUGCCCGCGGCAACACCGGCACCCCCCCCCGCUGGUCCUCCCUCUCCCCUCGCCCCACUCCUCAGGAGGUUCGUACCUCCCCUCUUUUUCAGCCCGUCUCCUCCCCCUUGGCCCACCAGGCCAUCUCUCAGCAACAGCAGCAGCAGCAGACACCGCAGCAGAUCCUGCCGCAGCCGUUUCAGCAGCAGCAGCAGCAGUUCCAGCAGCAGCAGUUCCAGCAGCAGCAGCAGCAGGGGCAGCAUCACCUCUUCUCCCAGUUGCAGCAGCAGCUCCACCAGCUCCAGCAACAGCUUGACCUCCAGUCGCAGCUCCCCCUUGCACCUCCUCCUAUGGCUCCCCCCCAGCAGCCCUACCCCGCUUGGACCGCCGGCACCGCCGCUUCCGCAGCUCACCUCUCGGGCGCGUCUCCCGCGCCCUCAGCCACAGGCAGUGUGACUCCCUUCCCCUCCUCUGGUUUUGUUGGCAUGGUUAGUCAGGCUGGAACCCCCGCCCCUUCCAUGUAUUCGGCUGCUAUUAAUGAGAAUGUGAUUCAGUACUCCGUCCCACCUCCUCCCCCACAUCCUCCCCCCUCCACCACGCUGGACUUUGUCCUUGACAGUGGAGCCAUCGAGUCCGUCCUUCGUGAUGCUGGUACCCUUCACCCUCUCCCAGCCCCCACCUCCCUCCUUGGUGCCGAUUCCAGCUUCUCUAUUCCCUGUCGCCACACCUCUACCCUCCCCUGUCCCCUCUUCCCCUCAGGUACCGUCACUGGUUUACACAUCCCCUCCCUCCGUACUAACCUCCUCUCCCAGCGAUCCCUGCAGCAGGCCGGUAUCACCACCGUCUUCCCAGGUCGCGCUAAUCACUGCCUCCUAUACCAUCCCACAGGUCGCCUCCUCUCCCGUAUUCCCUUUUGUCCUCGCUCCCGCCUAUAUACCCUUCGAGUUCCUCGUCUUCCCUCUGCCCAGGCAGUCUCCCGCUCCCUCCUCCCACCUCACAUCUCCCCCCCUCCUCUCCCUCCUUCUAACCCAACCAUUCCCCCCCUCCCCCCUGACCCAACCUGCUCCUGUCGAUCCCUCUCCCAUCCCACCGUCCUCCUCCACCACAGGCUUGGUCACCCCAACUUUGCCACCCUCCGCUCUACCGUCUCCUCAGGUCUCCUUCGAGGUCUUCCCCUCACCCUCCCUCCCCUCCCUCCCUCCCUUGCCCCUCCCUGCUCCGUCUGUGUCCAGAGCAAGCUCAAGCAGCUGCCGCAUCGGAGUUCCCCCUCCGCUGCUGCUCAGCCGCUUGAUCUUGUUCACAUGGACCUCUGGGGCCCCAACCCCUCCCCUUCCCGCCAGGGUCAUCGCUACAUGCUUGUUCUGGUCGAUGAUCACAGCCGAUAUUCUUCCGUCUCCCUUCUUCGCUCGAAGGGUGACGCUCCGACUGCGAUCAUCGCCUGGCUCAAGCAGGCGAGCACCCACUUUGGCCGCCCUGUGCGCCGCCUUCACUCUGAUGGCGGUGGCGAAUUCCUUAAUCGUCAGGUAGCCUCCUACUGUGAGCUUCAUGGCAUUCGCCAGACUCACACCCUCCCCCACUCCCCCCAGCAGAACGGUGUGGCCGAGAGCCGUGUUCGGGAGAUCACCAAGAUUGCUCGGUGUCUCCUCGUCCAUGCCUCUUGCCCCCAUUCUCUGUGGGGCUAUGCCCUCCUUCACGCCACCCUCCUUACUAACCUGUACCCCCACCCUAUCCUUCCCUCCACCACUCCCACCGAGCUCUGGACGUCGGCCAAGCCUGACGUCUCCUCCCUCCGUGUGUGGGGCUCCAGGGCGUAUGUCCUCAUUCACCCUGCGGACCGCCCCCGCACCAUGGGAAAGCUCGCCUCCCGUACCCUCCCCUGCAUCUUCCUUGGUCAUAAUCCCUCCUCACCGGACUACCUCUUCCUUCACCCCCCCUCAGGUCGUUUCCUCCGCAGUCGGGAUGUAGUCUUUGAUGAGUCCACACCCUACUAUUCCACUCCUCCCCCCACUGACCCUCUCGCCCCUUCUCCCAGGCCCCUCCACUGGUCCGACACUAUCCCACCCCCUCUUCUCCCUCCCCCUCCCAUCCUCCCCCCCGCUCCGCCUCCUCCAUUCCCCGCCGCCUCGGCCCCUAGUGCUCCCCCCUCCUCUGGUGACAUAUUUGACCCUGACCCUUUUUUCCCCCCCGCCUCCCCGUCGCGUGACGCAGUCCUAGGUGCCCCGCCUCCUGUUAUCCUCUCUUCCUCUACCUUGCCUCCUCUCUCCCCUCUCAUGGACCUCCUUUUUCAGACAGUCUUACAACAAAACACUAGCCCAACCCUGCCGUCGAGCUCCAGUACAGCAGUCCCAACAGCAGCAGCAACAGCUGCAGCAGCAGUUCCACCCACCGCAGCAGCACCAGCAGCAGCAGCCGUCACUUCUUCCUCGCCUUCACCCGCAGCAGCAGCAGCGGCGGCAGCAGACGCAGCAGUAGCAGCCGCCUCAGCAGCAGCAGCAGCAGAUGCAUCCUCAGCAGCAGCAGCAGCAGCAGUCCUCCCAUUCAUUUUCCACUCCUCCCUCCUCGAGGACUCCCAUGAGGAGUUCCUCAACCUCCACAUGCAUGAUCCAGCCCGCUACGCUGUCGACUUCUUCGACACCUUCUCUCCCACCGCCAAGCCCGCUACCAUUCGCGCAGUCCUCGACCUCGCUGCUCGCCUCAACAUGGAGAUUCACUCCAUGGACGUCUCCAACGCCUUCCUCCAAGGGGUCUUGCGCGAGCUCAUUUACAUGGAGCGUCCUGCAGGCUUCCACCUCCCCUUUCCUUCCGACUCUGUCUGGCAGCUGCGUCGGCCGGUCUAUGGGCUCAAGCAGGCACCAAGGGAAUGGCAUGCCAAGCUUGCUGCCACCCUCGCCGAGCUUGGCUUCAGCACCUCCCGUGCCGACCCCAGCCUCUUCCUCCGCACCUCCCCCUCCCCCUUCUACAUCCUCGUCUAUGUCGACGAUAUGAUCCUCAUCACUGCCGACUCCGCCGAGCUCGAGCGCGGCCACUACCUGCAGCAGGUCCUGGAGCGGUUCGACAUGGCUCGAGGCACCCCUCAGGUCACCCCUCUUCCUGUUGGGCACCAUCUCACUCCCCUCACCUCCCCCUCCUCCUCCUCCCACCCCUACGCUGAGCUCAUCGGCUCUCUCAUGUAUGCCAUGGUCUCCACCCGCCCUGACCUAGCAUACCCCAUCAGCGUUUUGGCCCGCUUCGUUGGUACAGGCAAGCAUGAUGCCGCCCACUGGCAAGCGGCCAAGCGUGUCCUCCGCUACCUUCGGGGGACCAAGGACUACGUCCUUACCCUUGGCGGCCCCUCCCCUCCCCUCCUCACUGGCUACUCUGAUUCCUCCUGGGCUGACUCUAGGCCUGACCGCCGCUCCUCUCAGGGCUAUGGCUUCUCUCUUGGCAGCGGCCUCAUCAGCUGGCGCUCCACCCGCUCCUCCUCCAUUGCCCUCUCCUCCUGCGAAGCAGAGCUGUAUGCCGCUACCAUGGCUGCGCAGGAGGCCCGCUGGCUCUUCUUCCUUCUUGAGGAGCUUGGUGCCCCUCAGCGCUGUCCCACCAUCUGGUGCGACAACGCCAGCACCAUCCACCUCACGAAGGAUGCUGUGUUCCACGGGCGCUCCAAGCACAUUGAGCUUCGCCACUACUUCAUUCGCGAGCUUGUGCAGGGUGGCCACCUCCAGCUGGGCAAGAUUGACUCUGCUGCCAAUCUUGCCGACAUCUUCACCAAAGCCCUCCCCCACGCCGCCCACUCAUCCCUCCUUCGCCUUCUUGGCCUCGCUCCCCCGUUCCCUCAUUAGGAGGUGUAGUCAUUAUAAUUAUU
This is a messenger RNA of Closterium sp. NIES-67, 5313 nucleotides long. NCBI's taxonomy places the organism in Eukaryota, Viridiplantae, Streptophyta, Zygnematophyceae, Desmidiales, Closteriaceae. The record is from the annotation of a GenBank genome assembly.